Messenger RNA from Drosophila subobscura, 2244 nucleotides. It is a transcript of the gene hook, whose product is annotated as protein hook. The transcript is spliced from 6 exons. Gene Ontology annotation, molecular function: microtubule binding; dynein light intermediate chain binding. The coding region runs from base 106 to 2139 and encodes 677 amino acids. Gene Ontology annotation, biological process: cytoskeleton-dependent intracellular transport; cytoplasmic microtubule organization. Gene Ontology annotation, cellular component: cytoplasm; centrosome. NCBI's taxonomy places the organism in Eukaryota, Metazoa, Arthropoda, Insecta, Diptera, Drosophilidae. The record is from RefSeq and is a predicted model, not a curated record.
CUGUUUUGUUUUCACUGCAACAGCUGUGUGGGUCUUUUGUGAAAUUUUCUAUAUUUGAUUUGUGUUUGUUUUGUUCCGUUCGACAUUGUCGAGAAGACACGUAAUAUGUCCGCUGCCAAGAACGAAAUGUAUUACAGCCUGCUGGAGUGGUUCAAAACACUCAAUCUGAACGCACCCCACGCAGAUGCCGAGUCACUGGCAGACGGCGUAGCCGUAGCCCAGGCGCUGAACCAAUUCGCCCCCGAAUCAUUCACAGACUCGUGGCUAUCGAAAAUCAAAGCCAGUGCCGUGGGAAUCAAUUGGCGUUUGCGUAUGAGUAAUCUAAAGAAAGUAACACAAUCGUUGUACGAGUACUACAGCGAGGUCCUCAACUACACCCUCAGCGAUUUUGUGAAGCCCGAUGUACAGCGCAUUGCCGAGAAAUGCGACCUGGUCGAGCUGGAGCGUUUGCUGCAGCUGGUGCUGGGCUGUGCGGUCAACUGUGCCAAGAAGCAAUCGUACAUAACCGAGAUCAUGUGCCUGGAGGAGGAGCUGCAGGCGAACAUCAUGCGAGCCCUGCAGGAGCUGGAGUCCAGCCGUAAUGCCGCUGAGGGAGGCAUCGUCACUUCGUUGUCGCGCAGUUCCAUCAGUGGGAUGCUGGAUGGCAAGGUGCUGCAAGAGGAGCGCGAUGCCAUGGCCCAGAAAUGUUUCGAAACCGAAAAGAAAAUGCUGCUGCUAAUCGACGAGAAGACAAACCUUCAGCAGGAACUGCAGAAGCUGCAGCAGGAGUUCGCACGUCUUGAGCACAGCUCCACAGUCAUUGGCGACGAUGGUGUUUCGUUGGGACCCGUCCAAACGGGCUCUGUGCGCUACAACGAGCUGCGGCGUCAGCUCGAUUUGCUGAAGGAAGAACUCCUGCAGUCGGAAGGUGCACGCGAGGAUGUAAAACUGAAGGCCCAGCAGCAGGAGACCGACCUGUUGCACAUGCAAAUGCGCAUAGAUGAGCUCUUGAAAAGCACUGCUGAGGUGACGACUCUGAAGGACGAAGUGGACGUGCUGCGGGAAUCGAAUGACAAGCUGAAGAUAUGCGAGGGACAGCUGGAUACGUACAAAAAGAAGCUGGAGGACUACAAUGACUUGAAGAAGCAGGUCAAGAUCCUGGAGGAGCGCAGUGCGGACUAUGUGCAGCAGAACGCACAGUUCGAGGAGGAUGCCAAGCGAUAUGCCAACACCAAGGGCCAGAUAGAGCUGUUCAAGAAGGAGAUCCAGGAUCUGCACACCAAGCUGGACAGCGAGAGCAGCAAGAACGUGAAGCUGGAGUUUGACAACAAGAAUCUGGAGGGCAAGAAUCUGGCCCUGCAGCGAGCCAAGGAUAGUUUGCUGAAGGAGCGUGACAAUCUUCGCGAGGCCGUCGACGAGCUCAAGUGCGGGCAUCUGUCUUCCAAUUCGGGUCUCACGGGUACCACCGUUUCCCGGGAGUUGCAACCCCCAGCCACUGUGGAGAAGAUGCAGCGUCUCGAGGCGGAGAACAAGGCUCUGCGCGAAGGGCAGGGCGGCCAAACGGCUCUGGCGCAACUUCUGGAUGAUGCCAACAAACGCUGCGAGAAUCUACGCGAACAGCUAAAGACGGCCAAUGAGCGUAUACUCUGCCUGUCGCAUGCCUCCCAGAGUGACGAUCCCAUACUGAAAGAAAGCGAAUUCGGCAAGCAAAUCAAGCAGCUAAUGGAGCUGAAUGAACAAAAGACCCUCCAAUUGGAAGAGUCCGUGGCGCAGAGCUCCUCGUUGCAGUGCAAGGUUACGCAGCUGGAAACUAAUCUGACUGCUCGCGAGCAGGAAGUAAUGGCCUACGAUGCGAAAUACCGAAAAUGUUUGGAAAAGGCCAAGGAGGUUAUCAAGAGCUUCGAUCCGCGCAUAGCCAGUGCAAUCGAUGCCAGUGCCUUGGAAAAGUAUUUCGAUGUCGUUGAGGAGGAGCCAAAGCCAAAAAUGAGCGUAAUGGAAGAGCAAUUGAUGACCUCGGCCUUCUACAGAUUGGGUGUCAAUGCCCAGCGCGAUGCUGUUGACUCGAAAUUGGCUAUAUUAAUGGGCUCGGGGCAGACAUUUCUGGCACGCCAGCGACAAUCGGCGCCACGCAAAUCACUAAGUGCAAUGAAAUCAAAGUAGGGGCAGGGAGCACUCGAUUCUGUUCAAUUAAGCUAAGGACAUUUCUCAUCGCCAGGGGUUUGUUUCAACACUUAUAUAAAUCUAUAUAUACAUAUAUAAACAUAA